CUGUACGACCACCUCUGACAUUGAAGAGCAAGAAAUUUGUUUUCACUGUUGGUACCGACACUCGUUAUUCUUCUGGAGCUUUUCGUUUCCAAGCAUGCAUUUCAAUUAUGUUGUUUGGGAAGUUAGUUUAAUCGGGUCAAAGCAUGAAAGAUUCAGAUACGGUAGCAGGAAAUGUUCACACAUAACCCAUCGAGCCUCACGGUGCAGCAGCACAUAUUGCUGCCUGGGUCUUACAAAUUCCGCUAUUGAGCUCUUGCAAUCCAAGGUAACCAUUUUAAGGGAGGAACCCUACAUAUCUGGAAUUGAACUCUUGCCAUCCAAACUCAACAUGCAGUUGCCUCCAGAAGUUAGCCGGGGAUUGUUAGUGGCCGAUUUGGACCCUGCCUCAGCUAAACUGGCAAUUGGUAUUUUAGGGCCCUUUCUAUCGGCAUUUGCCUUUCUAUUUAUAAUCAGAAUAGUGAUGUCUUGGUACCCUAAGCUUCCGGUGGAUAAAUUUCCUUAUGUCAUUGCUUAUGCUCCCACUGAACCGUUUCUUAUCGCAACCCGGAAGGUGAUUCGGCCUCUUGGAGGUGUGGAUGUAACCCCUGUAGUGUGGUUUGGGUUGGUUAGCUUCCUUAACGAGAUCUUGCUCGGGCCGCAAGGGCUUCUCGUCCUUAUCUCGCAACAGGUUAGCUAGUAUGCAUUG
Hibiscus syriacus is the source of this 685-nucleotide messenger RNA. RefSeq names its product protein COFACTOR ASSEMBLY OF COMPLEX C SUBUNIT B CCB3, chloroplastic-like. Bases 95 to 676 code for a protein of 193 amino acids. Lineage: Eukaryota; Viridiplantae; Streptophyta; Magnoliopsida; Malvales; Malvaceae. The record is from RefSeq and is a predicted model, not a curated record. The transcript has 2 exons. Gene Ontology annotation, cellular component: chloroplast thylakoid membrane.